GUUAAACCUUAGAAAUAGUUUAUUUAUAGUCCAAACACCCCUUAAUUGAAGUUGGCGCUAGGGUUUUAUUUCGUUAUCCUCUCUUUGCCUCUUUGCGCUCACUCUCUCCCUCCACUCUUCUACUUCACAUUUUUGCAGAGAUGAAUGUCGAAAAACUAAUGAAGAUGGCCGGUUCAGUCCGCACUGGUGGGAAGGGUACAAUGAGAAGAAAGAAGAAGGCCGUGCACAAGACAACCACAACAGACGACAAGAGGCUUCAAAGUACCUUAAAGAGAAUAGGAGUGAAUGCUAUACCUGCAAUUGAGGAAGUUAAUAUCUUCAAGGAAGAUAUAGUUAUACAGUUCGUCAACCCCAAAGUCCAAGCAUCUAUUGCAGCCAACACCUGGGUCGUUAGUGGCACUCCGCAGAACAAGAAAUUGCAGGACAUUCUUCCUCAAAUUAUCCACCAGUUGGGUCCGGAUAACUUGGAGAAUUUGAAAAAGCUAGCAGAACAAUUCCAGAAGCAGGCACCGGCUGCUGGCAGCGGCACGGCUUCUGGUGCAGCGGAAGAUGAUGAUGACGACGUACCAGAACUCGUUGCUGGUGAGACGUUUGAAGCUGCUGCAGAGGAGGGACAUGCCCCGGCCUCUUGAGGAUUCGACUCUCGGUUUUGGAUCCAUUGCUUAUAUCUUCCAUGUCUUUGAGGGAUCUGUUACAUUACUUUUGUCUAUUAUAUUAUGAAACCGUAUUUGAAAGCUAGAUCUAUAUGUCUCGAUUAAUAACUCCAAAUAAUUUCACCGUGCUUUAUCCGAUACA
Messenger RNA from Salvia miltiorrhiza (redroot sage), 795 nucleotides. Its product is annotated as nascent polypeptide-associated complex subunit beta-like. The record is from RefSeq and is a predicted model, not a curated record. The coding region runs from base 141 to 632 and encodes 163 amino acids. Gene Ontology annotation, cellular component: nascent polypeptide-associated complex; cytosol. NCBI's taxonomy places the organism in Eukaryota, Viridiplantae, Streptophyta, Magnoliopsida, Lamiales, Lamiaceae. The transcript is spliced from 6 exons.